CAACAAGAAGAGCAGCAGCAACAACAAGGCGGUGAAUCCUUCUCCAGGCGUGAGAAGGCUGGSCAGCAGAGCUCUUCACAAGAACAAAGACAACAACAAAAAGGAGGCAAGUCGUCAUACCAACAUGAUCAGAAGGCCAGACAAGAGAACUCUGCUAACAUCUUCAGCGGUUUUGAUACUGAGACGUUGGCCCAAGCUUUUGGUGUAAGCACGGAGACGGCAAGCAAGCUAAAAGGUGAAAAUGAUCAGAGGGGAGGAAUUGUUAAUGUUGAGAAAGAGCUUCGGAUGAUUAUGCCAACUUCUAGCGAAGAGGACGAAGAAUAUGAACAGGAACAACAAAUGGGUGCAAAUGGUGUAGAGGAGGCGAUUUGCAACAUGAGAUUUAGACAGAACAUUGAAAAACCCAAGCAUGCUGAUUUCUACAGUCCAUAUGGAGGACGCGUCACCAUCCUCAAUAGUCAAAACCUCCCAAUUCUGCAGACCCUCCAACUCAGUGCYGAGAGAGGAACUCUCUACCAGAAUGCUAUGUUGUCCCCUCACUGGAACAUCAAUGCACACGGCAUCAUCUAUGUUCUUAGUGGAGAUGCUCGGGUUCAAGUUGUUGAUAACUCUGGACAAACAGUCUACAAUGGCCAGCUUCGUC
This is a messenger RNA of Nelumbo nucifera (sacred lotus), 643 nucleotides long. The record is from RefSeq and is a predicted model, not a curated record. NCBI's taxonomy places the organism in Eukaryota, Viridiplantae, Streptophyta, Magnoliopsida, Proteales, Nelumbonaceae.